AUGAAGGGACUUUUCAGUGGAUUGCUCGUCUUCGCCUUAAUCCUGGUCCAGGCUAAUGGAGUGCCCAAAGUCAAACCUGCAAAGCCUGGUCCCCAGGUUCCAGCAGGUCUGUGCAAGACCAAACCAACUGACCUGGUCUUUAUCAUCGACAGCUCUCGGAGUGUACGCCCUUCUGAAUUUGAACAGGUGAAAGUGUUUGUGUCCCAGGUAAUCGAAUCCCUUGACAUUGGUCCAAAUGCCACCCAAGUUGGGUUGGUUAACUAUGCCAGUACCGUCAAAAACGAAUUCACCCUAAAUGCACAUCGCAACAAGGCCAGCGUCUUGCGAGCUGUCUCCCAGAUCCAGCCACUCUCCUCCGGCACCAUGACGGGCCUCGCCAUUCAAUUUGCAACGAACAUUGCUUUCAGUGAGUCUCAAGGGGCACGGGUCAAAUCCAAUGCCGCCAGCAAGGUUGCCAUCAUUGUGACUGAUGGCCGGCCUCAGGACCGAGUGCGGGAGUCAGCCACACAAGCCAAACAGAGUGGCACUGAGAUCUUUGCCAUUGGCGUAGGCAGGGCAGAGAUGAACUCACUGCGUGAGAUCGCCAGCGAACCUCUGGAAGACCACUUAGACUAUGUGGAAAGCUACAGUGCUAUAGAAAAACUUUCCAAGAAAUUCCAGGAAGCGUUCUGCGUGGUGGAUCUGUGUGCCAGUGGGGAUCAUGACUGUGAGCACAUCUGCGUGAGCAUUCCCAGCUCUUACAAAUGUGCCUGCAACGAAGGAUUCACAUUAAAUCCGGAUGGAAGAACAUGUGGCACUUGCAGUUCAGGAGGUGUUGAUUUAGCUUUUGUCAUUGAUGGGUCAAAGAGUGUGAGACCUGAAAACUUCCAACUGGUAAAAAAAUUCAUCAAUCAAAUUGUUGAUGCCCUAGAAGUUGGUGAUCAGGGCGCACGCAUUGCCCUUGUUCAGUACUCAAGCUCAGUCAGGACAGAAUUCCCUCUCAACAAGUUCAAAACAAGACAAGACAUCAAGACCGCAGUCAAGAAAAUGGAGUACAUGGAGAGAGGAACAAUGACAGGCCUGGCACUGCAACAUCUGUCUGAAAAAAUUUUUGUCCCUUCACAAGGAGCAAGAGAGAACAUCCCAAAAGUUGGAAUUGUCUUUACGGAUGGCCGCUCACAGGAUUACAUUAAUGAUUUUGCCCAGAAGGCCAAAGAUAAAGAAAUUAGGAUGUUUGCAGUUGGAGUGGGGAAUGCACUUGAGGAAGAAUUAAGGAUAAUUGCUUCAGAUCCAGUUAAGGAUCAUUAUCAUUAUACUGCAGAUUUCAAGACAAUGAAUAAUAUUGCAGACAAAUUACAGGUUAAAAUAUGCGUUAAAGACCCAUGUGCCUGCGAGUCACUUGUGGAGUUCCAGACAAAGGUCGAGAAAAUAAUUAAAACACUGACAUCAAAACUAGGUGCCUUCACAAAAAAACUGGCAGCUCUCGAGAACAGGCUUCUUGUCUAA
This is a messenger RNA of Carcharodon carcharias (great white shark), 1485 nucleotides long. It is a transcript of the gene matn1, whose product is annotated as matrilin 1. The coding region runs from base 1 to 1485 and encodes 494 amino acids. The record is from RefSeq and is a predicted model, not a curated record. NCBI's taxonomy places the organism in Eukaryota, Metazoa, Chordata, Chondrichthyes, Lamniformes, Lamnidae. The transcript is spliced from 8 exons. Gene Ontology annotation, molecular function: calcium ion binding.